This is a messenger RNA of Pseudogymnoascus destructans, 837 nucleotides long. RefSeq lists its product as uncharacterized. Gene Ontology annotation, cellular component: cytoplasm; Golgi lumen; cis-Golgi network. The transcript is spliced from 3 exons. Lineage: Eukaryota; Fungi; Ascomycota; Leotiomycetes; Thelebolales; Thelebolaceae. Gene Ontology annotation, molecular function: glutathione disulfide oxidoreductase activity. The coding region runs from base 1 to 837 and encodes 278 amino acids. Gene Ontology annotation, biological process: cellular response to oxidative stress. The record is from RefSeq and is a predicted model, not a curated record.
AUGGCCCCCCGCCGCAACCGCAACCGCCUCCUCUUCAUCCUCGUCCUCUUCGCCGUAGUAGGAAUCCUCUACCUCACCUCCUCCUCCCGCGCCGUCGCCACCCACGACUUCUACACCCGCACCCGCUCGCGCCUCGAGACCAAUGGGGGGAGCAGCAGCAACAGCGGUAGCUCCCUAGACAAAAUCACCCCCCAGCGCAAGACCAGCAUUGGAAGCGACGACGAUGAAGUCGCCAAAGCAAUGAGUCGCCGCCUCAUGGAUGCAGAGGUCGCGGCGAAGGAGAUGGCUAAUAAGAAGGCUCCGACGAGGGAGAGCGUUAUGGGUGAUGAUGGUGGUGCUGGGAGCGAUAAAGAUCGUGGGGAGGGUGCCCAGAAGGUGGUGGUGACGCCGCCGAAGGAGAUAGUGAAGGAUAGUGGGAAGGGGGCGAAGGGUGCGAAAGAUAGGAAUGUGGCGGGGAGGAAGAAGUAUCCCAUUGCGGAGGAGGGGAAGGUGGUGGAGAAACAGGAGAAGGAGAAGGUGGAUGAGUCGGAUGAGGCGGUUACGGCGGGGAUGAAUGGGAUUCUUAAGAUGUCGCCUAUUAUCAUCUUCUCCAAAUCCUACUGCGGCUUCUCGCGCAAGGCAAAGUCCAUCCUCCUCACCAAAUACGUCAUAACACCCACCCCCUACGUCGUAGAACUCGACAAGCACCCUCUCGGCCCGGCCCUACAGGCGCGGCUGGCGACGAUGACGGGACGCAAGACGGUGCCGAAUGUGUUGUUGGGGGAGAAGGUGGUGGGGUUGGGCGGGAAGGGGGUUAGUGUUGCUUUGCGGGAGGUGGAGGGGGAGGGGGAGGUGUGA